AAUUCCCUAUCAACCUUAUGCUUUUCUAAGCAACGGUUGUUUGAUUCGGAGCAAUGUCCUACCGCCGAUUGUUUGACAGUUGUCACUUGCGGAUGUUUGGCGCUUGUGGUUCAUAAUUUCGCGGAAACCUUGUCUGGGAAAAUAUUUGUAAAUCAUCUGGAACAGCAAUUAACCUGAAGAGAUUUUGUGUAGAUUGUUACGCAUUUAAGUACUGUGAACAAUUGUAUUAUUCGUACAUUCCCGUAAAGAUACUACACAUUCAAGAUGGAGCAAAAGGAAGACCAGGACACAUCGUACGUUACCAUGGCGGAUAUUUUGCAAGAGCAGGAAGAGCUCGAAGAAACAUCUCGGGCAGUUCUCGGUGGGUCAGAUGAAAAGAAUUGCACCUACACUAAGGGAUACGUUGGUCGGCAAGCGCUGUACGCUUGUUUGACCUGCGUGCCGGAGGCGCGGGGCGUAGAAUCGAAGCGUAGUGCCAUUUGUUUGGCCUGUUCGCUGCAGUGCCACGACAACCAUGAACUGUUGGAGCUGUACACCAAGCGGAACUUUCGCUGCGAUUGCGGUGGCAAACGAAUGCCGGAGGUGAAGUGCAAGCUGGAACCAAGAAAGGAGGAAGAAAAUAGCCGCAAUCGGUAUAACCAAAACUUCUCCGGUCUGUAUUGCGUCUGUCACCGACCGUAUCCGGAUCCGGAGAAUGAUGAGGAAGACGAAAUGAUUCAGUGCAUCGUCUGCGAGGAUUGGUACCACUUGAGACAUCUGGAUGUGGAUGAGUUAAAGAAUGCGAAGGAUUAUGCGGAAAUGGUAUGCGGCGGUUGUAUGGAGGCUAAUCCGUUUCUGAAGAAUUACGUCGGUAAGAUAGAGGACACUAGCAAAACGGUGCUAGAUGAUACGGUUCAGGUGGAUGUAACCGGUUUGGAUGAGUCGAAUACAACGGCCCAAGCUGAUCCGGAUGUAGCGGGUCCGAGUGAACCUAAGCAGCGACGAUUGGACGACGCAAAGGUUCCGGAGGAAGAGCCUAAGAAGGAAAAACCAACCGUGUCAUUGGACAUUUGCACCAUGCCACCUGUCGCUACCGAAGAGGGUGAGAAAUCGUACAAGAAAGGAGCAUCAUUUUGGGUUGAAGGUUGGCGAAAGUUUCUCUGCCAGUGUAAGUCAUGCGUCGAGCUGUACAAGAAGCACGAAGUUGAGUACUUACUGAACGAAAAAGACACAGUCAAACAUUACGAAGAAGUUGGCAAGCAAAAGCAUGGCACGAACGGAACGGCGUACGAACAGGGUAUGCAAAUGUUGGGCCAACUGGAUCGUGGCACACAGGUUGAUAUGCUUACCGAGUACAACCGUAUGACGAGCAGAUUGCGCGAGUUCCUAGAUCAGUUCGUGGCAAACCAGCAAGUGGUGACGCGUGACGAUAUUAACGAGUUUUUCGCCAAACUAAACAAGGAGCGUCGUGAGACGGCCAGCAAUGGUCCGCCACCUUAUUUCUGUCGUUAAGUAUUGUUAGAAAACAAGCAAAACACAUUUCCAAAACUUUUCUCUCAUAUGUAUUAUCGCGCCACUUACUCUCAUUGGCUUAACAAUUAAAAAAAGUCUACUCACAAAUAAAGGUCAUAGUUUGUACAAACAAAA
This is a messenger RNA of Anopheles funestus (African malaria mosquito), 1626 nucleotides long. RefSeq names its product putative E3 ubiquitin-protein ligase UBR7. NCBI's taxonomy places the organism in Eukaryota, Metazoa, Arthropoda, Insecta, Diptera, Culicidae. Gene Ontology annotation, molecular function: ubiquitin protein ligase activity; zinc ion binding. The coding region runs from base 265 to 1491 and encodes 408 amino acids. Gene Ontology annotation, cellular component: cytoplasm. The record is from RefSeq and is a predicted model, not a curated record. The transcript has 3 exons.